Daktulosphaira vitifoliae (grape phylloxera) is the source of this 2254-nucleotide messenger RNA. RefSeq names its product cleavage and polyadenylation specificity factor subunit 6-like. Gene Ontology annotation, biological process: mRNA alternative polyadenylation. Gene Ontology annotation, cellular component: mRNA cleavage and polyadenylation specificity factor complex. Gene Ontology annotation, molecular function: mRNA binding. The coding region runs from base 132 to 2135 and encodes 667 amino acids. The transcript has 12 exons. Lineage: Eukaryota; Metazoa; Arthropoda; Insecta; Hemiptera; Phylloxeridae. The record is from RefSeq and is a predicted model, not a curated record.
ACGCGAUUCCGCUUUGUCGCCGGUCUACUGUCCGCAUCGUCCCUUGUAAACAUUAAACAACAAAUUUCAUCCAUCGUGUUCCCCCAUCCCACCGUGCGGUGUGUUGUCGAGGUUCUCGACCGAGAUAGAAUAUGACAAAAAUGGCCGACGGCGUGGACAUAGAUUUGUACGCCGACGAUUUAGAACAAGACUUUGCACAGGAAGAGUUUUCGGGAAAUGACAAUGUAGAUUUAUAUGAUGACGUCAUUUCUGGGACUAAUGAUAGUACCCAGACUCGACAAGCUGAUGCGUCUCCUACUUCUAACAGCCAAAAUAGUACUCCAUUGGUUACAAAUGGUUCAUCCAAUAAUAGCACUACAAGUAAUAAUACUACUACUGGUCGUAGGUACCAGUUAUAUAUUGGAAAUUUAACAUGGUGGACUACUGAUCAAGAUAUUACAGAUAGCGUUACAAGUAUUGGUGUGUCAGAUUUCAUAGAAGUUAAAUUUUUUGAAAACCGAGGCAAUGGGCAAUCUAAAGGUUUUUGUGUUGUUACACUGGGUUCAGAACAUAGUUUACGGUUGGUCAUGGAUAGAUUACCCAAAAAAGAAUUACAUGGACAAUCACCAGUUGUCACUUUCCCGACUAAACAAGCACUUUUACAAUUUGAAUCACAAUCUAAAACUAGACCUGUGCCUCCGCCUAAUAAUCAAAACAUGUCUGGUAUGGGUAUGUCUAGAACUCCUGGACAAGUUAUGCAGCAACCAAUGCGAGGCCCUAUGAUGACGCAGCAGCCAAUGAUGCAACAGCAAGGUAUGAGACCCAGAAUGCCUAUGCAAAGUAUGCAACAACCUCCUCAAGGUAUGCAACCACCUAUGGGCAUGACCAAUGGUCAUCGAAUGCCUAUGCAACCAGGUGGUCCAAUGGGUCCUCAUCAACAGGGACCACCACCUCCUGGUUAUCAAAAUCAAUGGAAUGGCCCAAAUCAGCAAAUGGGUGGACCUAGACCAGUAAUGCCACCACAAGGACCAGUUGGACAGCCACGUGGACCUCCUCCAGGAAUGUAUCCCCCUGGUCAAGGACCUCCAAGAAUGGGUCCACCUCAAGGUUCACAAGGCCCUCCAGGACCUGCGGGUCCUCGUAAUGAUUGGAACCGUCCUCCUGGUAUGCCUCCUCAUCAAAUGGCGCCUCCAGGCACAAGUUUUUCUACACAUCAACAAGGUCCACCUAUGCAAGGUCCUCCUCCUGGUCAAGGUCCUGUUCAAAUGAUGUCAAGUGGUCCUGGUCAAGCUCCAGCCCCUCAUGUUAAUCCUGCAUUUUUUCAACAGCCAAGUGGUGCACCUCAAGGGCCUCCAGGUCUUCCUGGAUAUGGUCCACCUAAUGGUGGGCCUGCUUCUCGGCCAUACAUGGGCAAUGAAUUGGGAAUGUCUGAACAAGAAUUAGAAGAAAUAAUGAGUAGAAAUAGAACAGUUUCUAGUUCAGCUAUUGCAAGAGCAGUUGCUGAUGCUGCUGCUGGUGAAUAUUCCAAUGCUAUAGAGACCUUGGUAACUGCAAUAUCAUUGAUUAAGCAGUCUAAAGUUGCAAAUGAUGAACGUUGUAAAAUAUUGGUCAGUUCUUUACAUGAUACAUUGCAUGGUAUCGAGUCUAAAAGCUAUAGUUCCAGAAGGGAGAGAUCUAGAUCACCACGUGACAGAUUACAUCGUAGAUCAAGGCGUGAACGUAGUAGAUCUCGAGAACGUGAUUACAGAGAUAGAAGUCGUGAACGUGAUAGAGACAGAGAAAGAGAUCGUGAUAAGUAUGUUGAUCGUUACUAUGCAACAGACCGUGAUGGUGAUAGAGAAAGGGAAAGGGAAAGGGAUCGUGAAUACAGGGAAAGGAGUCGAGAAGACAGUUCUGUAAAAGCAAGCAGCCGAAGUAGAAAAAUCACUCCGCCUGAUGUAACCGAAUCUGUUCCUGUAUCCUCUAAAUCCAGAUACUAUGAUGAUCGUUAUCGAGAACGUGAGCGUGAUAGAGAUAGGGAACGUGAUCGUGAUCGGGAACGUGAAAGGGAGCCAGCUUCAAGUAGACGUGCAGUUGAUCCCGAUCGGGAUAUUGAACGUGAAAGAGAUCGUAGAGAAGAUAGAGCUGAAUCUUCACACCGUAGUUCUAGACAUUAAUACAUAUGUGGCGUCGCUGAUCCAUCCAUUAAUUUUGUAUUAAUACAAGUUUGUGCAAGACUGUAUCGUUGAAAUAAUGUAUACAUUUGUAAUUUGUACAAAAGUCAUUGGUCAUAAAU